Molecule: messenger RNA, 1137 nt
Organism: Saccharomyces eubayanus
Lineage: Eukaryota; Fungi; Ascomycota; Saccharomycetes; Saccharomycetales; Saccharomycetaceae
Gene: JNM1
Product: Jnm1p
Exons: 1
Coding region: 1-1137 (378 amino acids)
Biological process (GO): mitotic spindle organization
Cellular component (GO): cytoplasm; dynactin complex
Source: RefSeq, a predicted model, not a curated record
AUGAACGUGAUAGAUUUAAGUGACCCAGCUAUUAGUGUAGAUUACGACAGUUUGAUUGGCAUUGACGAUGAAGAAUCUCAAGAAGUUUUUGAAAAUGAAGUGAAGGAAGACGCACAACAAGAACAACAAGAAGGCACGGUCCUAACAAAUGAUAAGAUCAUUGUUGAGCCCAAACGUGACAUUGAGAGCUUGAGAAAAGUUAUCAGAGAGCAAUUACUGUUCGAUGUGCUCAGGAAUAGGCAAUCGGAUCAUAAUGAUGAAAGAAAAGUUAUCAGCAAUAAAGAUGCUGAGAGUCGACAAGGAAAACUAGAUAGAAUAAGGAAAGAAUUGAAGGAGCUGGAAACGGAAGAUCCAUCUCUUGAAAGGCGAAACGAAAUUAGAGAGUUAUGCAAAUUGCAAUCAAAGUUAGCGAUACAGUCAUCAAGCAGGUUUGCCAAUUUGGAGAAAGAGCUCAUCGGGGACAGUGAAAGUCAACCUAUCACGAUGCUACCCGAUAUAUCACUUGAUAUGACCAGUAUCAAAAGAUUGCAAAAGCUAGACCAGAGAAUAUCCGGGAUGGAACGUUAUGUUGGUGUUCCAGGAAUUCUAGAAGGUCAAGAAGAUGGAAAAUCAGUGUAUAAUAGAGUGAAUGAACUCUACAGAACCAUACAGCUUCUACAAGAUGAUGACAAGGAAGGAGAAAAGCUACGAAAGUUCCAGGAUAGACUGAUGGAACUAAAUGAACAGUUUGAAAACUCGCUGUUGGGUAAAAAAAUGCAGCGAGACCAGAAAUUAGGUGAUGAAACUGUGAACAAAAUUAUUACGCCUGAAAGCAAAAUAAAAGAAAUAAACGACAUGUAUGCUAUGUUUAAACAGUAUCGAGAUUCGCUGCCGCAAUUGACUGAGAGAAUGAAGGCUCUAAACAAAAUGAACAAUAAAGUGGUGGAUGUGUACGAAACGACAAGAAGGUUGGACUCGCAAAUAACAAGUGUCCGGGAACAAGAACAAGUAUGGUUAAAGACUUUAGAGCAACUGGACGUUAAAUUCAAUGAGCAAGAGACAAAAAUUCGGCAAAACAUGGACCAAAUCACGCGGAAAAUCGAUUCUCUUGAAGACAGAGUCUCACACAGUAAAACGGAACAUAAGAUAGACGAGUGA